Molecule: messenger RNA, 507 nt
Organism: Neogale vison (American mink)
Lineage: Eukaryota; Metazoa; Chordata; Mammalia; Carnivora; Mustelidae
Gene: SMIM28
Product: small integral membrane protein 28
Exons: 2
Coding region: 1-507 (168 amino acids)
Source: RefSeq, a predicted model, not a curated record
AUGCGGGGACUGAUGGCCAGCAGCUGGAGGAAGUUUGGCCACGCCGGUAGGGGGACAUAUGAGUGGUUAACGAGUGAACCAAGCCCAUCUCUUCUGGAAACCCAGCUGCAGGGCACCCAGAAGAUAAGCUCCACCAAAGACGACGUGGAGCCCUUCCUGUGCAUCCUUCUUCCCGCGACCAUCCUGCUCUUCUUGGCCUUUCUGCUGCUUUUCCUGUACCGUCACUGCAAGAACCCCCAACCCCAAGGGCAGGUUUUCAGCACCGACCCCCCAGCGCACCCUACAGCAGAGGAGGCCACCGACUUCCUGCCGGGCUUCCCCGGGAGAGGAGAGCAGGACUUCCCGUACUCCCCGGUGCCCCGGGAGGCGGCCCUCCUCUCCACGGGCCUGCCCCCCUCCUACGAGGAGGCCACCAGGAAUCGCCCGGGGACGGGGACGGAGGUUCAGGAGGCCGAGGCGGGCCCCCCACCCUGUAAAGAGCGCUCCCCCAGCGGGAGAAGCGGAUAG